Molecule: messenger RNA, 300 nt
Organism: Trypanosoma theileri
Lineage: Eukaryota; Euglenozoa; Kinetoplastea; Trypanosomatida; Trypanosomatidae
Exons: 1
Coding region: 1-300 (99 amino acids)
Source: RefSeq, a predicted model, not a curated record
AUGGUUGUUCUGGAGCUCAGACACGAGAAGCCCAGAAGAAAACAACCAUCACAACAGCAACAAGGUUGCUACCACGCGGUAGGGAAUCAUCCCCACCAGAGUCGUCCACACAGUCAGUCUUACCGCACACCGGUGCGAAGACCAGCGAGACACGAUGGAUCGAGUCAACCACGACGACGCUGCACAGAUGAGGCAAACACAAAUAUUGAUGUGGACUUUCAUACACUGACGCCCUCACGACUCAUGACUCCACCACCAACACCAACACCCCCAUCAUCGCAGGAGAUAAUGGGAGGUUAG